GGUUCUUAUUGCAUUCAACUACAGAAGGGAGACUUUCUUUGACAGAUGUACCGGAUGCCAGAUAUAAAACAUUGCUUCCAACUCUGUCGAAGCAAUAUGGCCGUGAUUCUAUCUGCGUCAUUGCAUACCUUGUGAAGAAUUUGAAGAAGCAUACUUAUCAAACCCGCCUUCAAAUGAUGAAAAACAACCAGCCAACGGUUUUCAAGAUGUCAAGCUGUGUCAUUUUCUGUGGAAAAUUGGAGGAUAUCUUUCCUCAUGACUUCGAUCAACUCAAGAAAUUCGUAACAAAUCAGUGGGAAAGAAUUACAAAACAGCAAUGGCAAGAUAGUUGGUUUCCACCAUCAAAGGAGACUCAACCAAAUGACACCACACGCGCUAUCAAAUACGAUGCAGCAACAGACAACAGGAAGAAAUCUAGAAGAGAACCUCGCGGUCAAGGUGAUCAAGAGUCAUCACUGAAAACAGGCCAAACAGGCAAUGAGGACAGAAGCACCAAUGGGCAUGAGUCAGGGCAAGGCAAUCCCCAUCAAGUGGAUUCGGCAACAGACAACAAGGCAGAAUCUAGAAGAGAACCUCGCGGUCAAGGUGAUCAAGAGUCAUCACUGAAAACAGGCCAAACAGGCAAUGCGGACAGAAGCACCAAUGUGCAUGAGUCAUGGCAAGGCAAUCCCCACCAAGUGGAUUCGGUGAGCCAGAUCGCAUUUGCAUUUUAUACGAGACAGCAGGCCAUUUAUGUUGUUUAA
This is a messenger RNA of Strongylocentrotus purpuratus (purple sea urchin), 743 nucleotides long. RefSeq lists its product as uncharacterized. The record is from RefSeq and is a predicted model, not a curated record. NCBI's taxonomy places the organism in Eukaryota, Metazoa, Echinodermata, Echinoidea, Camarodonta, Strongylocentrotidae. The transcript has 6 exons. The coding region runs from base 174 to 743 and encodes 189 amino acids.